AAGUGCGGCGUGGGAGCCUAGUCAGAGCCCUUCCUCCUGGCCCCAGGUCCGUCUUCAGGGCCGAGGUGUCGCAGAAGAAGCGCGAGCGGCUCCUGAGCGGGGAGGACACCGAGGAGCGCUCCGAGGAGCACCGGCUCCUGAUGGCCUGGAACGACGCGGAGAACGCGCGGCAGCGGGCCCGGAGGGAGGAAAGAAUUAGGAAAGAAGAAGAAGAGCGGAAGAGGCAGAAGUUACAGGCUGCGGAGAACAAGGCCAAGCUAAUGGAGGCUCUCCUGAAGGAGAAGGAGAAAGAGGUUCUCCAGCUGCAGGAGGAAGCCAAAAAGUUUAUCACCCCCGAAAACCUGGACGCGCGAAUUGAAGAGUGCCUGGACAAUCCUCGCAACUACAACUUUGCCAUCGACAAAGAAGGAAGAAUAAUCAAACGGACUGUUCUGCCCUAGCGACUCCGCUGACAGAUGUGGCUCGGCCUGGUCGUGGUUGGGAGGGGAGGUUUUGUCGUGGUUUCUGUCCAGGUGCCGAGAUAAUGGCAGGGGCUGGCAGAAGGAGGUUUCCUCCUUCGAAUGCACGUAUCAACCAUAGAAUUGUUGGAGAAACAGCCUGCAGGUCUAGCUGUGGUCCCUGUGCUGAAGGGAUAACGCCUGCAAUUACAAAGGUAGGGGGAGAGGGAGAAAGCUGAACUUUAAAUUAAAUCCUGCUGUUUUGAACUGUG
Messenger RNA from Struthio camelus australis, 709 nucleotides. The record is from RefSeq and is a predicted model, not a curated record. NCBI's taxonomy places the organism in Eukaryota, Metazoa, Chordata, Aves, Struthioniformes, Struthionidae.